Molecule: messenger RNA, 1818 nt
Organism: Pyricularia grisea
Lineage: Eukaryota; Fungi; Ascomycota; Sordariomycetes; Magnaporthales; Pyriculariaceae
Exons: 4
Coding region: 1-1818 (605 amino acids)
Biological process (GO): transmembrane transport
Cellular component (GO): membrane
Molecular function (GO): transmembrane transporter activity
Source: RefSeq, a predicted model, not a curated record
AUGCACUCCCUAACGGGCAUCUCAAGUCUUCCCGGUGAGCUCUUCCUGACUAUAUCUGAACACAUCCUCCGGGUCCUAUCUCCCGACUGCUCGUUUGCUGUCGACAACCUCUCAUCUGCUGCACCUCCACAGCACAAGAUGUCAUCCCGUCGAGGCAGCAUGUCCUCCAUUCACACCAAGCAGUCGGACAGGUCCGAAAAAAGCGACGCCGCGGCCCAGAAGCCAGCGUCGAAGCUGCGUUGGUACUCGGAGGACGACACGCCCAGGGAGCGGAGGUUCAUCGCCAAGCUCGACAUCAUCCUGAUCCCGUACGUGUUUCUGGCCUACGCAGUCAAGGCCAUCGAUGGCGUCAACCUCAGCAACGCCUACGUCGCCGGCAUGAAGGAGGAUCAGCGGUUUUUCGGUAACGAGCUCGUCCAGCUGCAGACCAUUUACACCCUCGGCGCCGUGCUGGGCAUGAUUCCGUUCAUCUACUUCUUCACCAGCCUUCCGAUGCAGUGGUCGAUCCCGAUGAUGGAUGUAUUUCGUGCCUUGUUCACCAUGUGCCAGUGCCGGUCUGAUAGUUAUGCCGAGUUGGCUGCGUAUCGUUUUUGUAUCGGCUUUUUCGAGGGUGCUUUUUACCCUGCCAUGAGUUAUGUUCUUGGGUCAUGGUACCGCGGAAGUGAACUUGCCCGUCGAGGUGGUCUGUCGGCGAUAGGAGUCAACGUGGGCAACAUGUCGGCCGGCUUGAUCGCAGCAGGCGUGACACAGAAUCUUCAGGGCUUCGCCGGCAUUGCGGCCUGGCGCUGGAUAUACAUUAUUUCUGGCAUCAUCACUUUCCCCGUAGCCAUCAUGGGCUUCUUCCUGCUGCCCGGCACAGUCGCCAAGCCGAACCGAUGGAUCCUGGCCGACGAAGAUAUCGAAACGGGCAAGAAGCGUCUCGAACGGGACGGCCACGUCGUCGCCGGCAAAUUCAACCUCGCCAUUCUCCCCAAGAUCCUCAACCCGAAGAAUGUACGUUUCUGGACCGUCGUUCUGGUGAACCUGCUCUUUUGGAACGCCGGUAUCCACAAGAGCACCGGUGGCUAUCUCCUCUGGAUCAAGAGCUUGAACCGUUACAACGCCACCGAGAUCAACCAACUUGGCUCGAUCGCGCCGGCGCUGGGUAUCGCCUACACGCUGAUGGCCAGUUUCGCCUCGGACAUGUUCUUGGGCCCCAUGUGGACCAUCAUUGCCGCGUCGCUUUUCAACGCGACCGGGCUCGUCAUCCUGACCAUUUGGGACGUACCCGAGGGGGCUCUGUGGUAUGCGUUUUCGACCAUGUUUUGGUCCAGCUCAAUCUCUGGAGUCUUGGGUGGAUGGGUCAACUCGUUGCUUCGCGAUUCGCCUUCGGAGCGGUCGUUUACCAUCAUCAUGGUCACCAUCAUCUCGCAGCUGACCGUCGCCGGCACGCCUCUGUUGACCUUUUCGACCGUCGAGGGCCCCAGGUACCCCAAGGGUUAUGCGUUCUGCCUCGGCUGUGCUUUGGCGUUGAUUGUUGUCGCUUACGUUGUGAAUCUGUACAUGAAGCGGGAGGAGGAACAGAAAGCAGCAGUUGAGCGAAGGUUGGAGGAGGGGAUUCAAGAAAAGAUUGACGACUUUGACAGACCGUACACGUCGUAUUCUAUUAUGACGACGGCCUCGAAGGCCCAUGAGACGCAGCAGGCUGCAGGGAACGGUCAGGAACCUGGAAAAAUUCCCACAACAGAGAUCCCCAGGAGGAUCGUCAAUUAUUCAACUAAUUUCAAGGCCACCGCGCCGGCCCGGGUGGGACCUAUUAAGCCGUACACUCCUCUAUAG